This is a messenger RNA of Trematomus bernacchii (emerald rockcod), 5140 nucleotides long. RefSeq names its product cadherin-4 (gene cdh26.2). The transcript is spliced from 17 exons. The record is from RefSeq and is a predicted model, not a curated record. Bases 74 to 2512 code for a protein of 812 amino acids. Gene Ontology annotation, cellular component: adherens junction; plasma membrane; catenin complex. Gene Ontology annotation, molecular function: cadherin binding; calcium ion binding. Gene Ontology annotation, biological process: adherens junction organization; homophilic cell-cell adhesion; calcium-dependent cell-cell adhesion. NCBI's taxonomy places the organism in Eukaryota, Metazoa, Chordata, Actinopteri, Perciformes, Nototheniidae.
UCCAGGUGCAUCCCAGCGUUAGUCUAAAAACCAAGGGAUUAAUGACUAUGACAACACACGAUCUCGAUACGCGAUGGAGAUAACACGUCCUAGACUCUUCUUGAUACUGUGUUUGCUAGUCCAUAGUUCAUCUUUAAAAAUUCUGAAGCGACAAAAAAGAGACUGGAUUAUUGAUUCCUUUACUAUUCGAGAAGACUAUGAAGGAGGUUUCCCAUACGAGCUGGGCCCGCUCCAGGUUGAAAAGAAAUUCAGCUUUUUCAAGAUACAUGGUCAGGGUGUGGAAAAAGAUCCCAAAAACAUCUUACAAAUCAACGAAGACACAGGAAUGCUUACUGUCCAUGGCCCCGUCGACUACGAGAAGUUCAGAGUUUUAAAGCUAACCUUUCAGGCCUAUGAUGGAGAAAAAAGGGAAAUAGACACACAGCUUGGAGUUGAGAUAUUAAUAAUCGACGCAAAUGACAACCCUCCAAUGUUUGAGCCUGAUAGGUAUGAGGUUUCCAUAGAAGAGUCAACACCACAAGGCACUGAAUUCAUUACCAUCAAAGCAAACGACGACGACAGCACUGAGAACAACAGAUUAUUUGAUUUAAAAAUAAUCUCAGUAAUUCCUGACCCGUUUGACUUGGAGUUCUACCUAAAGCAAUUCGAAUCAACUGCAACGGUUUCAUUUAAAGGAUGUCUGGACCAUGAGAAAGCCGAUGCCUACAUCAUUAAAGUGGAGGCCAAAGACCGUGGAGAAGAAGUUCAGCUCUCCAGCUUCGCCACCAUCAUUAUCAACAUAGAAGAUGGAAAUAACCAUCUACCUGUGAUAACAGGACAAUCAGGUACAGGGAGAGUGAAAGAAGGGGAGGAAAAUGUUCUUGUUAAACGUCUGCAAGUUACAGACCGAGACACCAAAGGUACAUCGGCCUGGAGGGCCAAAUAUCAAAUCAAAGGAGACGAAAACAGGAACUUCAAAAUCACUACUGAUCCUGAGACAAAUGAAGGACUACUUUAUGUAGAAAAGCCUCUGGACUAUGAAGAAAGUCAUGAAAAACACCUGAAUAUCAGUGUACAGAAUGAAGUGCCAUAUUACUCAUGCAAGGUGGAAAGAAGAAGCACCACUGGUCUUUGGAAAGUCAACACUAUUGGCAGUUCAGCUAUUGGUGGUCUUAUUGGGGAAGAAACACUAACUCUGUCCACUACCAAAGUGACAGUGAUUGUGGAGGAUGUCAAUGAUCCUCCAAUCUUUGACAUGACUAACAAACACGUUACGGUGGCGGAAAAUACCAAGGCGGGGCUCUAUCUGGCGACAUUUGCAGCUACGGAUCCUGACGCUUCCAGAGCCAGCACAAUUGUAUACACAAAAGGAGACGACCCAGCUGAUUGGGUAAGAGUGGACCCCAAGACUGGAAAUAUAACCACAACCAAGAUAAUCGACAGAGAGUCCCACUUUGUGAAAGACAAUACGUAUAAGGUCACAACAUAUGCUGCUGACAAUGGUCUUCCUCCAAUGACAGGCACUGCAACCCUCAACAUCCAUAUUACCGAUGAAAACGACAAUGUGCCACAGUUGACUGAGACAACAUUGGACAUUUGCCAAUCUGAUGGACUCUCUCAGGCCAACAUCACUGCCUUCGACCUUGAUCAAGACCCCUUUGGUGGACCUUUCUCCUUCAAGCUCCAGGAAAAAGAGAAGGGCAAGUGGAAGAUUGACCCUACACAAGGGUAUACAACCAAACUGGUGAAGGAGAGCACAGUUCAUCCUGGAGAGUAUGAUUUGGUGCUGAAGGUAUUUGGCCUCCAGGGCGAGGAAGCAGUUUACAACCUGUCAGUUAUUGUGUGUAACUGUGUUGACAUAACGAAGCCAAAUUGCCGCAUCCGCAAAGCUAAGGGCUCCGGAGUAGGAGGAGGAGCGCUUGGGAUCAUAUUUCUUAGCAUGCUACUGCUUUCAGCUGUGCUACUCUUGGUUUUUCUGCUGCAGUGUAAGAAUGAGCACAAACCAAUGCCAGAUGAUAUUGAUUCAGGUUCAGGACAUCUGAUAAUGAGUAACAUUGAGAAACCCGGAACUGAUUGCAACGUGAAAUUGGCUCACGGCCCCAAAGACAUCAAAUUACCAAGAAGGCCUUCAAAGAGAAAGCCAUCAGAAGACGCGGGAGAUCAGCAUACAAACCAAGAGAAAUGGGACCAUUUCUACAGGUUGGAAAUGGAGCAAAGAUAUCAACGUUGGUGUUCUUGGCGCAAGGCUUGGGAUUUCCACGGCGGAUCUUCUGCACAUCAAGAGAUUAGUGUGAUGCAGCAUACAAUGAUACUCAAAGUACUACGAGAUAAGCUGUAUGCCCUCAGCGCACCAGAAGAGGAGCUGGGUGAUUAUGAUCCUCAUAAUUACACUGAGGAGGGAGACGAAAAACACAACUUUGAUCUUGAUGCCAUCUCCAUCCCUGAUAUUCCCUUUGACCCAGAACUUGACCUGGACCUGGAUUUCAGGUUUGAUACUCUGGCCUCAAUCUGCAUGUCGAGUAAGAGACCAUGACUACAGUACAAAACCUGAGCCUCAACGUUUUGAGAAGCAACAAAGUUUCAAGUGGAAAGUCUAAAAUGAACACUCCAUCAUACAGUACCUGAUUUUAAUUUUAUCAAGUUAGUAAUCCUAAAUGAUAAUUGUAACCAUAUGUUUGGAGGGGCAAAAAGGAAAACUGUUACAAUUAUUGUGGGAUUGGACAUAAUUGGCUGAUUUUGUGAAAUAAGAUUUGUAUAACUUCAUUGUUUCCAACAGGAGCUUUCUUAACUAAUAUUAUUUUGGGAUUUAAAAAUGAUUACCCUUUUGUUCUUUCAUACAAGGAAUGUUUAUGGCAGAUAGGGAAUUUACAGUGUUUCUGAAAGGAUUGGAAAGCAUGAAAUAAGGUCUAUUAUACAAAUAGAAAAAACAUUUUUAACUCUUCGAAUAAAUGGGAAAAACCUUUAGCUUCUGACCUCAUCAUGCUCUUUUCAAAGUCAGACAUUAGGUUGGGAUAGUGUCAUAAGGAUGACAGUGGGAUUUUAAUGUACUAUUAUAAUACAGGGGAGUAUAUCUCAGGAGGUUAGGAAAGCUCUUUAAGCAAUGGUUGAAUAUAUGAGCAUUUAGAGUGGAUACAACAUGCAGUGCAUGCAGUGGCUGCCUAUCAUAUUUAUUUUCAGAAAUGUUUUGUUUGUUUUGCCUUUAAACUUGUAGUUCCUUCAAUUUAUUUUUGUAUAAUAUGCUAAACCUUACCUGAUCAGAUGUUUAAUGUGAUUAGUGUGUUGAAAUAGAAAAUAAAAAAUGUUACUGCUAUAGAGACCAACGUUCACCCUACAUGACCUUCCGUCUACCAAUGUUGUGCAACUUGUUUUCAGGAACUUUACAGCGUGUCUCAGAUAAAAUGUUGCUCUGAGAUUGAAAGUCAUUGAAAUGUAGGGUAAUGUCUUGGUGUGUGGCAGGGUCAUGGUAGGCAGAGAUACUAACUCGUAACACAACAAUCCAAACCGCAUCUUUUAAUUGUCAAAGAUAUGCAGGUGUGUCAUUGUGUAUACAUAAAGCACUCCCAAAUAAGUACAAUGACCUAUGAUGCUAACUCAUGCACCCUGAUUCCAAGGAACUAUCAGUCAAGCAUUGCAAGGUCGUCAUACCGGUUUUAUUUUUGAUAACUGUGAUGGUGUGCGGUUUCAUGUGAACAUGUCAAGAAAGAAAUGCUCAGUAGGGUGCAGCUGUUUCCAAAACAAGCUCAGCUAGCACAACCCCAAGUUGAUAAGCUAUUUAUUGCACUUAAGAUACAGAAACUUUUUCUCGAGAGUUGCUAAACCUGUGCAAAAUUAACCAUACACAUCUUAGUGGUCCUUGGAAAUGUUUGAUAACAACCACAAUUAUUAUUAGAUGAGAAUAGGUAAUGAAUAAAAUGCAUUAUACACAUGAAAUGAGUGCACCUAUAUGUGCCUGAUGAUGACAGUCCACACCGUUUCCAGACUGUGAUGCUGUUGAAGGGAGUCUCAUAGGAUUACUGCCUAUUUCUCACUCUCCUCAUCAUUGUUUUUCACACAUGCCUAGCAAAAGAGAGAGUGGGAUCAGAUUUCAUAAUCUAAAGCCACACCCAGAGAUGUGGCCAGAACAGCUCUUUCAAGUUAAGAGGGCAUCAUGGUUGUCAUGCUGUUUAAUGUGCAAACAAAGCAGUCAUGUAAGUUCAACCAAAAGAAAAGAUAUGACACAACAUCCUUUAAGACAACAUCAGGACAUCCUGCUUUUAAAAAAGCAAGAGACCUCAACCGUAGCUGGUAUAUAAUGAAGCUUUUACCUCUUAUGUGUUUUUAUUCUCCAACGUUGCUAUUCAUUAACCUUCCCCUCCAUCCUCCUUAAGUCAUACCACAGAUACUCAAUUGGAUUGAAGUUUGACUAGACUCCCAAGACACAAAAUGUUUAAUCUUAACUCCAUUGUUGUUUUAGCAGUAUGCUUUCGGUCAUUGUGAACCUCCGUCCCAGCCUCAAAUCUCUUAAAGACUCUUAAAGUCAUAAUUCCUUUAAUUCUGACCAGUUUCCCAGUUGCUGCCAAUGAACAACAUCCCCACAACAUGAUGCUUUCAGCACCAUGCUUCACUGUGGGGAGGGUGUUCUAAGGGUAAUAAGUGAUAUUGGGUUUGUGCUAGACAAAGUGUUUUCCCUGAUGGCCAAACAUUUUUCAUAUGACCAGAGUACUUUUCCAAGUAAACAUCCAAAAUCCAAAUGAGUUUUCUUAUUUUCUUCUCAUCAAUAUACAUUUCUCUGCCACUCGUAGAGCAUUAAGUUGUCCUAUGGACAGAUACUCUGAUCUCUGCCUGGCCAAUACUUCCCCACAGCUUUGGCCUUCCAUCUAUUUGGAGACCUUAUUUUUCUCAAUGCAGUUUGCAUGUUUGGUGGGGCCUAAAUACAGAUAACAUAUAUACAGAUAAUGUAGCUGUAAGAGCUAAUGUGACACUUAGAUUGCACACAGGUGGACUUUAGUUAACAAUUAUUUAAUUCUGAAGGUCAUUGGUGGGGCUUCAAAGUCGGUGAAUAAUGAUUACUACUUUUAAGUUUUAAAUGUUUUCAAAAUGUUUUACUGGGCUUCAUUUUUUUCAUCUUUGUGGUCUAUAUUGUGUUAUUGAAAUAAAAUCCAUAUUAAAUUGUUUCAAAUUA